Molecule: messenger RNA, 3612 nt
Organism: Cyanidioschyzon merolae strain 10D
Lineage: Eukaryota; Rhodophyta; Bangiophyceae; Cyanidiales; Cyanidiaceae
Exons: 1
Coding region: 1-3612 (1203 amino acids)
Source: RefSeq, a predicted model, not a curated record
AUGGAGGCUUUGCAAAGAAGUUCGACGUGGUUGUCGAACUACAGGGAAGCUGGAACAGACGCCAGCGAAUGGACGGCAGAAACGACUCUGGACGCCCACAUCGAGCCAGAGAGGGAUCCUUUCUGGUUGCUUUGCCCACUGGAGACGCCUCCGUCGAGUUCGAAACUCGCACCCGUCGAUGUUGACCUACGCUUCGCUAACCGCACGCUGCUGGAAACGUCGAGUUCGUCAACAACAGCAACGCCUGCAAAGCACCCGGCACGAACUGAGGUGCAAGGUCCAGUCAAAGGAGCAACCAUGGCGUCCUCCAGUGAGACUGCUUCAGUCGAUGACGACGAACAGAACGCUCGCCGGGGUGCUUUCGCUCCAGCCGCUGGGGCGACGAGUACGGCAUUGCUGAAGCGACCUACGUAUACGACCGCAACUGGAAACGCCCAGCUGCAGUUUACUGACAACCCAAGCGAUGCAGUACCCGCUGCGGGACAAGUGGAAAGUCAUGCGUCUACACCAACGCCAGUAGCCACUGUAGCCGUAGCAUCCUCGCCAGCGACGGAGGCAACAGAAUGCACGUCGACGUCGGCAGCAACGCUGACUAGUGCGCCCGACAGGGUCGCGAUGCGCUCCAAACCGCCAAACAGCGUGCCUCCGUCAGUUGAUACGAUGCAUCCACAUAUCGACAGGAGCAGUCAUGCAGCGAGCAUCAUACAGUCUUCACCCGUUGAUGCUUUGCUGCGAACAAGUCGCUCUUGUGCGACGUUGCCACUCCAGAAACGGUUGCGUCCAGCUAGUCUUCAGCAUGCGCUCUUGGCUCGCGGAGGAAAGCGGGCGUACCUGCCUCGCAGCGUCAGUGAAUGCACGAACUACUUUGCAGUAGGCGGGGCAACCUUGGAGGACCCCAGUCUCGUGAGUCUGAGUUUUCGUGAUCUAGAUAGUGACGCGAUAGGACUGGCACGAUACCCGUCUCUUACAGGCACGCAUUUGAAACUGAGUGCACGAGACCAUGCACAGCACCUGGUGCGCUCCGUUGAAGAUAUGGAUGGCGCUGCCGGUCGAGGCUCCGGCACGCAACAGACUCCCCGGAUGACGAUAUCCUCAGACUCAGGUACACGACCGGAUUCAAGCAUUGCGGUAUCGAUAGAAUCAAGUACACUGAAGGAUGCACUGGUAUCGCGGAUGCUCACUGUACGCGAUCCUCUGCGGUGGAAUCGUUUAUGCACGAUUCGUUACAACGCGUUCGAGUGGGUACUUCUGGAGUGGCCUCGCGGACCGGUUGCGUUCAUAGACGCCUUGUUGCUGGAUACGGAGCGAGGCGUCCACCAGUGGUGUAAGGUGCGCGCGCCGCCGCAGUGGCGACAACGCCAGUUUGCCCAGAGCGGUGCUCCAGAUCGCUCCAUGCUCGCUGUAGCCGUAGCGAACACACCUGCUGCAACGCCCGAACCUGUUACCGGGGUUCAGCAUCGUACCUCAGCAGCAGCAGCAGCAGCAUCUGAUGAACAACAGCCUAUUUGCCGUACGAAUAGGGCCGUGCGGAUGGCAAUCGCGACGAUCGCCAGCGGGUGUUGCGCACCUCGCAUAGACAUCCUUCAGUUGUGCUGGCGAUGUACAGACUCUUCUGGUCAGAGCCAGCACGACGGGCAAACAAGCGGAAGAACGCCAUCUCGGGGGGCGUCUUCGGAGCAGAGCCCACAUCAUGGUACAACUGGGGUGCCGCUCAUUGGUGACCUGCAAAUUCUCGCUGAGAUAGCGUUACCAACCCUCAGCAAAGUGCGCUCCCUUGCCUGGACAAGCAACGAUCAGUCACUGCUGGUCUCGGUCGCUAACAAGUGCAGCUAUCUGCUCCGGGAGCAGCGUCUCGGAUCCCUGGUACCAGAGCGGUUGCUGGUGGCAAUGCCAUCGGAUGCAACGCUGUGGCGGAUCGAGCGUCGUUAUGAUUCGGUUGUUGUCGAACAAGGAGCACGGUCCAUCUGUGCUUCAUCACAGGGAUACCAACAAGCACAGAAGGCACCUGGAGCGUCGAACGGGCCAGGCGGGUCAGUCGCUGCUCUUGCGUCGUCCACAGUGUGGCGAUACUCAAGCGGAUGGCCACAUACGCCGACCCUUGGGGUUUUCUCCUCAAGCGAGAAUCCAGCUGCGGGUAUCAGCAACGACUUGGUGCCUUCGCUCUACUGGUUCUAUGGCAGCGGGAUAGCUAGCGUUGCACUAGAUGCGAUUCCGAGUCCGUCAACGAAGGUACCGCGCUUCGAGCCGCUGCCUCGCUAUCGUUCGUCGAGCAGUGCAGCGUUCAGAGCGGAACCACAAUUGGCAGCUUGUCGAGUGACGCAUGUGCAUGAAAUAGCGGGGCAAGCAGCAACCCCACCACCGCUUUUCCUGAGUUGCACAGCGAGUCGCUUGUUGCUGUGGGCACCACGCGCUCAAGUUCUGCUUCCAGAGCACACUGAAGCAGGUGCACCGGCAACCUUGCCACCAAGGAAUGGCUCCGGUGCUCUCCAGCGUGCCACUUGGAACGAUAGCAGCGACCCUGCCUCGACAGAUGAUGCGCUUAUUUGCAUUCAUGAGUGGUUUAUGGUGCCCAUGCGUCCCCUGUGGCGUCGUGAGCGAACGCUUCGGCGACUUGCGAGCCAUCGAACUGCAGCGAUGUUUUGGUUAGAUGGGCUAGCGUGGCCGCUUAGAGGCGACUUUGGGGACAAGCGCUACCUGCUCGUAAUUGCUGCUGUAACUGGCUCGCGUUCGGGUCGUUCGGCGCUGCUCUGGGCGCUGCUGGUGUCGACUGCGGCGGAGACAGCCAACGUUGCGAGGGGAAGCGUGGAAUCCGCGCUCCACCGGCAUACAGGUCAUAGAGCGUUGCGUCGAACGGUAUGGCAGCUCGAACGUGCAGCCGAAGUGCCGCUUUGGGUACCGUUGCCGCCCCGUUGGCGUCCAACAACGGCUCCUUCCACUUCGACUGUGCAGUUGAUACCGACGGGGAUGCGACUGCUGCCCAGCACGAGCGAGAGCACGACCACCAACAAUCGCGAUAGCAUCCUCGCAUUGCCCUUGACGCGCUUUCAACUGGUGCAGUCGUGGUGCUGGCUAGCUGGAGAUAUGCCUACAGUACAGACGAUGCCGCUGAUGAGGUUCGCCUACACGCUAACCCCGCUGCUUGUACUGUUAUUGCCGCUGCGACCAGUUCAACCAAGCGCUGCAGAUCGACGAUACGUGGAACGUCUCCUGCGGCAGGUGCGGAGCGCUCGUCAACAGACGGCAUCUUCGCCAGGCACUGCUCCAGUGCUCUUCGCAAGUGCACCGACCUCGACAGGCGACAGGGCGUUACUGGCGUCGUCGCCCGAGCAGCUGACAGAGGUGCUGGCACUAGCAAGACGAGCGCGUAGGUUUGAAGUGCAUCCUGCUGCUGCCGCAGAAGUCGGCGUUGUAGAAGGAGCACAGCCUGUUCACGUACUGCAACAGCAGCGGCGUAUAUACAGCAGACCGGCGAUGGAUGCUCCACCGGAUUUCCCGCAUACAGAAGCAUUUGUGGAUUGGUUACGUGACCUGCCGCAGCGACUGGUCACCGGGGACGGUGACGCUCACGAAAGGGCGUCGAUGUCAUCCGGGCGGGGCCGGGGCGGGGCGUGA